Molecule: messenger RNA, 966 nt
Organism: Brassica oleracea var. oleracea
Lineage: Eukaryota; Viridiplantae; Streptophyta; Magnoliopsida; Brassicales; Brassicaceae
Product: myb-like protein V
Exons: 2
Coding region: 1-966 (321 amino acids)
Source: RefSeq, a predicted model, not a curated record
AUGGAAGAAGACACAGCAGCGAUACUCAAGAAAAUGAAUGCGGCUGCAAAACCGACGACUGAUCCAAAAGCUCCUGAGGCACGCCAAGAACCCCGACAGCACGCCAAAGGCAACAAAUCUAAUCAGCAGAAAAGCUUCUUCUAUGUAGUCGAAGAUAAAAACCCGCCCCCGGGAUCGACUGUCGUUGUGCGCGAGAAAGCCAACGUCGAGCUCCCCAAGUCUAGGCAAAACAACACCAAGAGCUGGAGCAAAACUAAAGAAAGGAAGGAUCAGAAAAGUCAAGACAAGGCCGGAGCCCGACCCAAACGCGCAGAGGAUGACAAGCCAGAAGAGCAGGACGAGGACGAGGGCAAAGCACAAGUCAAAGAAGAGCACCCUCGUAAUCGUCGACGCGUCCAAGUUAUCCUCGCACGACCAAGUUCCUCCUCGGAUGAAGAAGAGGACAGCAAAGUCCACGAUUCGCACGAACGCUCCAACAAGCGACCAAGUGAAAACGGCAAACCGGAAGAGUCGAAUGACUUGAGGAACAAGCUCAGGCGAAAGUCGCAGACAAUCGACCGUGUGCACGACUCUAAAAACGAUCUUCGUUCAAUCAUCAAAGAUUCCAAGGCUAAAAGAGUCGAAGACUCCAGUGUCCAAACCCAGCUCAAGCCCCGAGUCCUCGACCUUCGUGAUCAGCUAAACUCGAAAUUAGAAGACCUCAUGAUCAAGCUCAACCGACCUAAACGUUCCAACUUACGACGAAAGUUGGAGGAAACGAAAGCCAGGAACGGCGAUAAACAUGAGCCAAUCAUCGAAGACUCGCCUAAAGACCUGAGGGUCCAACUACAAAAUAGAUGGAUCGAGCGCGCUCCCUUCUUAAAUGUAAUUAUGGGAGGCUCGCCUCCUUGCGGCGACUCGGUUCGAUCGAUCAAGGACCAUCGACGACAGGCAAUAACCUCAAAGGAAAUGGCCAUCAAAACCUGA